CGUUGCUACCGGGAUCGACGUAAGGUAGUAGAAUAGGGAUGUACAUAUAGGAGGUAGGUAUGUAAGUAUAUAUAAAUAUAAAUCUCAGACUGCUGCUAUUCUCUACCAUCAUCAUCAUCAUCUCUCGGCUCAUUCUCAGAAACACUUGGACACACAUAAUUCAAUAAAUAGGGGCAUACAUAUAUAUAUAAACCCCAUCUCAACACCACCACCACCACCACCACCACCCCAUCCAAAAUGGUCAAAGUCCUCGUCCUCGGCGCCACAGGCCAACAAGGCGGCGCCACCGUCCGCGCGCUCCUCGCCUCCAAAGACCACCAACACUCCGUGCGCGCACUCGUCCGAGACGCCUCGUCGGCCAAGGCGCAGGCCCUCGCCGCCCUAGGCGCCGAAGUCGUCGUCGGCGGCGACUGGGCGACGGACGCGGCCGCGCUAGACGCGGCGUUCGCGGGGGGCGUCGAGGCGGUCUUCUUCCCGUCGGUGCCGUCGUUCACCGACUACGGCGCCGAGCUCAAGGGCGCGGCCAACGUCGUCGAGGCGGCGAAGCGCGCGCGAACGGUCCGCCACGUGCUGUAUAGCAGCGUGGCUGGGCUGGAGAAGUACCAGACGUUUAAGGGGUGGAACAGCACGCCUUUCUUUGCGAAUUAUUGGGGCGCCAAGGCCAAGACCGAAGACCUCGUCAAGAAGGCCGGCUUCGAGCACUAUACUAUUCUGCGCCCGGCUGAGUUCAUGUCCAACUACACCGGCGAAAUGGCGCACUUCCAGGUCCCCGAUCUAAUCAAAGAAGGCAUCCUGCACACCGCACUCCCCGCGUCCUUCCCCCUCAGCACAAUCGACGUCGGCGACAUCGGGCGCGUCGCCGCCGCCGCCAUCGCCUCGCCCACAACUUUCGCCUCCGGCCGACGCGAACUGCCCCUCGCGGGCGAAGUCCUCACGCUGGGCGAGCUGGUCGCGCAGCUCGGCGCGUUCCUGGGCAAGACGCUCCGCGUCAGCACGUGGACGCGCGAGCAGGCCCUCGAGGCCCUCAAGACCCGCGAGGUCGUCGCCGGCCAGCUGAUGCGCCUGGAUUCCGAUUGGCCUAGCCCCAGCCCCAGCCCGCCGCCCGAGGACUUCGGCUUGGGGUUUCGCACGUUUAGGCGCCAUUUGGAGGAGCAUGGGGAGGAGGUUAGGGAGUUGUAUAAGGGGGUGCCUUAGGUUGGCUGGGGCGGUGGCGGUGUUGCUUAGGUAGGUAGGUAGGUAGGGAGAUAGAUAGAUGGGGGGAGAAGGGGGGAGAGAUUGUUGGUUAAGGGGUGUGGAAGCAAGAGCCCCGGCGUAGAAUACAUAGUGGUAUAGAUUGGACAUUUGAUACUAUUACUGAAU
This is a messenger RNA of Daldinia decipiens, 1359 nucleotides long. RefSeq names its product NAD(P)-binding protein. The coding region runs from base 238 to 1194 and encodes 318 amino acids. The transcript is spliced from 3 exons. NCBI's taxonomy places the organism in Eukaryota, Fungi, Ascomycota, Sordariomycetes, Xylariales, Hypoxylaceae. The record is from RefSeq and is a predicted model, not a curated record.